Molecule: messenger RNA, 2016 nt
Organism: Hydatigera taeniaeformis
Lineage: Eukaryota; Metazoa; Platyhelminthes; Cestoda; Cyclophyllidea; Taeniidae
Source: the annotation of a GenBank genome assembly
UGGAGUUUUUACGUUUUAGAAAUGGAUGACAAUCCCUCAUUUCCGUCAUACACUCCCACACCGAUUCGACUCUUGGAUGCGUCCAAGGAGAGAGCUUCGGAAUUAGUUUAUAACCCGACUCCCAUUGAUGAACUCGAUCGAUAUGCUCCAACCAAUUUUUCGGUGGCAUAUGCACCGGUUCCAUCUACAUUAUUUGCCCCUGAAGUACCUACCUAUUCUCCUGUUGUUCCGGCCAGAGCUACUGAAAGUGCUUCCCGCGAAACUUUUGGAUAUGCUCCUUCCCAAGUUGCCUUAAGAAAUGAGGCUCCUAAUCUAGAAUGCAAUUCCGUGCAUUCGUAUGGGACGAAACGGCCUUCAUCAGCGGAAACUGCUGUUGACGUUGCUGAAAAACGCAAAAAGAUUCUCUCUCUUUACUCUGAUUUGUAUGAAAAACCUGAAGAACCACUUCCACCGUCACACCAUAGAUUAACUUUACCAAGGUCUGCACCGGUAGGUGUGUUAUUUAUGCUUGUUUUAAUAUCGCAACAGUCUUUAAAUGUAAAAUCCAGUCCGGAACCGUCGGAAACUCUGCCCAAAACUCGACCCAAGCAGCCACUGCGACCAAGCAACAAAAUUCCAAUGCCUAUUCGUAAGCGUUAUCUGGAGCAGUUCAUCGAGGUCUGUAUAAGGAUUUGUGCGUCUUCGCCGGAGGCCUAUGCUAUGGCUUUGCGUGAAGAACAAGCUUGUCAUGAUAAGGCCCAGAAUCGGCAUAUCUAUCUCCAUUCGGUCAUCAGCUGUCUAAAGAAUCUAAGUUCUCAACCAGCCUACAAACCCGAGCCGGCGGCAUUGCCUGCAAAACAUAGUGAAAAGCCAACGGUAAAGAAGUCUCAUUCGUCGGGUAAAGAUCUUGACGAGGUGGUCAAAGGUAAAGUAGAUGCGAUGUUCACAGACUUACAGUUUCUACAUAUGCAUUUUUAUUACCAUCAUUCAAAGAGUCGUGACGUGGUGGUUUUUAUGUUGCCUCAUUGUAACUCUAUUUACGAAGUGGAGUGUCUUAAUAAUUACGAACGUCUACGUCAAUCAAUAGGUCCAGUGUUUUACAAAGAGUUAAAGCCUUUUCUCCUGACCGAGGAGGAGCUCGUUCAUAACAAAUUUCCACGACCCGACAACUCGGAAGGUGCUCCUCGGGGAAAGGCGAUUAUUGCUGUUCCUGAUGAGAAAAAAAAUGCUGUAGAACUAUAUGCGUUCAAGAAGCGCCUUUGUUGUCGAUGCGGCAAAGCCUAUGAAGUUGACGAAUUUGGGGUGGCAGUUACGAAAGCCGAAUGCGUCUAUCAUUGGGGCAAACCAAUCCGCCGCAGAAUGCCCGGUUCAGGUUUCGAUUUGCACUACACCUGUUGCCAAGCCGAGAGUGGGCAAGAGGGUUGUCAGGUCGCUCCUAAAGGUCACGUUAACGAUACAAAUAAGUGGUGUGACCUGGAGGGGUACCUGACAACUCUGCCUCCUGCGUUAGAAAGUUUGACUGACGAACCGCGGGUCAACGUCUACUCCCUCGACUGCGAAAUGGUCUAUACCACUGGAGGCUGUGAAUUGGCUCGCGUCACUGUGAUAGACACAAAUCUGAACGUGGUUAUCGAUAGGGUCGUUCGACCCCUCAAUCCCAUCAUCGACGCAAACACGCGCUUCUCGGGCCUGUCGAUCGAGCAGUUGGAGGCCUCACAGCUGCAAAUCACGGAUGUGCAAAUGGAGCUUUUGCAACUCUGGGACGAGGAUACCAUCCUCAUUGGACACAGCUUGGAAAGUGAUCUCACCGCCCUUAAGGCAAGCCACUUGAUUUGUGUUGCCUUGGCUAAAGGUUGGAUUUUUUCUCAAAUUGACGCAAUAACACUUUUGUGUUGGCAGUUCAUUCACAGCAAGGUGGUUGACACCUCAAUCACCUUUCCGCACAGGAGGGGGCCACCCUACAAACGGGCUCUCCGAACAAUCGUCAGUGAAUAUUUGGAACAGAUCAUCCAAAGUGAUGGUUAAGGCCGGUCAUGA